This is a messenger RNA of Hibiscus syriacus, 1563 nucleotides long. RefSeq names its product protein IQ-DOMAIN 1-like. The transcript is spliced from 6 exons. The record is from RefSeq and is a predicted model, not a curated record. NCBI's taxonomy places the organism in Eukaryota, Viridiplantae, Streptophyta, Magnoliopsida, Malvales, Malvaceae. Gene Ontology annotation, molecular function: protein binding. The coding region runs from base 1 to 1413 and encodes 470 amino acids.
AUGGGAAAAACAAGAGAUUGGUUUUUUGUUGUGAAGAAAGCUUUUUCCUCCGACUCCAAGAAAGAUAAGGAAACUUCAAAAUCAAAGAAAAAAUGGCAUAGCAAAAACAAGGAUUCGAGGCCUGAACAAGAAACUCCUCCAGCUGAAGAUGCCAAAAUACCGGAAGCAGGAAAUGAGCAUAAGAACCAUGCCUACUCCGUUGCUCUUGCCACCGUUAUGGCAGCCGCGGCCGCGGUAGUUGCUGCUCGGGCGGCCGCUGGCGCUGUUGACGUCGCUUCUGAACAAAGCAAAUCAUUGGAGAAAAUCGCUACUGAAAAAAGAGCUGCCAUCAAGAUUCAAACUGCAUUUCGCAGAUACUUGGCAAGGAGAGAAUUGAGAAGUUUGAGGUCGGAGAGGUUGAAAUCCUAUAUCGAAGGACAAUCCACAAAACGACAAGCGACGACUACCCUGAUAUGCAUGCAAACUCUAGCUCGCGUGCAGUCCCAGAUUCGUGCAAGGAGGCUUAGAAUGUUGGAAGAAAACCAGAUUCUUCAGCAACAGCUUCAAAAGAAACGCGAGAAAGAGGUAGAGGAGAAGAACACAUCUGUAAACUGGCAUGGUAGUAGCAAAUCCAAAGAGCAGUCUGAAGGAAUAAAACAGAAUAUGCAAGAAGCUGCUAAGAGAAGGGAAAGAGCUUUAGCUUAUGCAUUCACUCACCAGCGAUCAUGGAAGGUGUCUUCCAAAGCAACUAAUCAAACAUUAGUAGAUCAACAACGUAAUCCACACUGGGGAUGGAGUUGGUUAGAGCGAUGGAUGGCAGCUCGACCAUGGGAGAUCUCAAACUCGACACCUAACAAUGCCGUGUUCAACAGUGUGGCUGCCUUUUCAAUCUCUAAUAACGAUAAUAAUAAGCCAUCUACGACACCUUCCAAAUUAAGCAGUACUCGGCCUCCGACCCGCCGGUUGCUUUCGACUCCGCCGUCAAAGGUAGCUUCCAUUUCAUCAGUUUCCAGUACAAUUGGACAGCUAAGCCCAAGGGGAACUCGACGCGGAGGCAACGAGGACUCGAGUUCAGAUCGUCUACAGAGACGACAUAGUAGCAUUGGAGGUCUUUCAUCGCUUAGAGAGGAUGAGAGCCUUGGAAUCUCGGCGCCGGCGAGUCCGAAAUCUAAUGUGGCGACAGUGCUAACCCAGACCACGAAAACCAGGCAGUCACGGUUGUCAAGUUCAUCGGGGCUUAGCGGGCUUCCGGAGAGGGGACUAGCCCCCGCUGAGAAGAAGCGACUCUCGUUACCUCUAAAGGCAAGUACUAAUACGAAACAUUCUGGUCCUCCAAGGGCGGAUAAUAGUACACUCGUUAAGGAUAAGGUGAAGAAAGAAGGGAAACUGAGGAAUGGAGGAGAGGCUGGUAGUGGAGGUGGAAAAGAGCUGUAAUAUUGAGAGUGAAUAAGGUGGUUGCGGCAGCCGGCAGCAGUUGUGGUGGUGGUGAUGUAGCGGUAAAUCUGAAUUGAGCAGCCAUUAUUACUAUUAUUAUUGGUACAUAUGAUAUACUACAUUACUCACAAUGUGUAAUGGAUAGUUUUU